This is a messenger RNA of Lycium ferocissimum, 1256 nucleotides long. RefSeq lists its product as uncharacterized. Gene Ontology annotation, cellular component: ribosome. Lineage: Eukaryota; Viridiplantae; Streptophyta; Magnoliopsida; Solanales; Solanaceae. The transcript is spliced from 2 exons. The record is from RefSeq and is a predicted model, not a curated record. Gene Ontology annotation, biological process: translation. The coding region runs from base 193 to 807 and encodes 204 amino acids. Gene Ontology annotation, molecular function: structural constituent of ribosome.
AUGGGCUGUGGGCUCCUCUUUCAUCUAUUAAAAUUGGGCUCUCUAGCCCAAUUGUUUAUCCACAGCCCAAAGUUCCCUUUAGCUCUUUGGAGUUCACAUCUGAGUCUGCUCGUCCGUCGUACUCAGGUUGUUGAUUGACCUUUUAAAGGGAUCAGUAGAUAGUUACUUUUCCCUGUGCAGUGGAAUUCAGAAAUGAGUUUGAUUUCACGACUGAGGCAUCAUGUGCCUGGUGUACUCUUGAGACAAUCUGUUCAAUCCAAUGUGGCUGACUUCUAUUUUGUUACCUCAACUGUUUUUACUCGAUGCUUUUCUCAGCAAGUAGAGAUUAACCAGAGAAAGCUUCCAGCCGAUUAUGAUCCUGCUACUUUUGAUCCUACCGAGCAUCGUAGUCCUCCAACAGAACGGGUAUGGGGGCUCGUAGAUGAAGUAUCGGGACUUACCCUGGUCGAAGUUUCUGAACUGUCUUCAAUUAUUAUGAAGAGGAUGGGCAUGACAGAGCCACCAGCGGUUGGAGUUAUGAAGCCAGGGGCUGCAGGAUUGGCAGCUAUGAAGGGACCCGAAGCAGCAGCUAAGGAGGAAAAGAAACCGGAGAAAACUGUUUUUGAACUUAAGCUCGAGUCAUAUGAGUCAGCUCAAAAGAUAAAGAUAAUCAAGGAGGUCCGGAGUUUUACUGAGUUGAAACUCAAGGAAGCAAAGGAGUUAGUCGAGAAGACUCCUGCUGUUUUCAAGAAGGGAGUAUCGAAGGAAGAAGGAGAACAAAUAAUUGACAAGAUGAAAGCUCUUGGAGCAAAAGUUGCUAUAGAAUGAUAAAUAUUUGGUUUGUUAUCAGGUUCUGGGUCAUGCUAUGUUGCCUGGGUCCUUUCACCAGCGGCAUGAACCUCAAGAUGACGAAGACUUGCCCUCUUCGAGUGGAUGAAGAUCGAAGAUGCGGGCAAGAUAUGCAUUUCUUCAGGAACGAAAAAAAAAAAUCGUUCGACUUUGAUUUGUUAUUUUGGCUUAAAUUCCUUGACUCCUGGAUACUCAAUCAAAUCCUCUUUUUUGAUAACUGAAUGCAUUUCUAUAGUUCCAUAUUUAAUAUUGCCUGUGUUUUUUGAAACUAAAAUAUGCUUCAUUAGGCUAUGCAGUUUAGUAGUUUACUUCUGUUUCGAUAUGUUGUUUGCAGAAUGCUUAGGCUUGACAUUAUUCCUUAUGCAGAACUCUUGGUUAGUAGUUAAUAGAAAGACUGAAUAAUACUGAAUUAGAUCAUUUACAUGACA